Molecule: messenger RNA, 849 nt
Organism: Penicillium cataractarum
Lineage: Eukaryota; Fungi; Ascomycota; Eurotiomycetes; Eurotiales; Aspergillaceae
Exons: 2
Coding region: 1-849 (282 amino acids)
Biological process (GO): protein N-linked glycosylation
Cellular component (GO): Golgi membrane
Molecular function (GO): glycosyltransferase activity
Source: RefSeq, a predicted model, not a curated record
AUGGGCAACCAGAUCCUGAUCCUCGAUGUUGAAAGCCGAGAUAUCGGUGGCCCAGGUGGCCUUCUUGACGACGGCACUCCCACCACUGAUGACUUGGAAGGUCUGACCCUUGGCCGACUCAAUCACUAUAUGUUUGCAAAACUUCACGGGUAUGACUAUCAACUCGUGCAACUCCCGGUGGACCCCACUCUGCACGGAACCUGGAACAAGGUCCCGGCGAUGCGUGAGGCCAUCAAGCACUACGAAUACGUCGUCUUCAUGGACGGCGAUGCCAUUUUCACGCACCCCCAUCUACCUCUGGAAUGGCUCCUCAACUACUGGGGCAUAUCCAACGACACCACAAUGGCCUUGGCCGAGGAUCCAAGUGAUCCUUUCUUCCUCAACGUCAAGAAGCUCGAUAUCAACUUGAACACCGGCUUCGUUAUUGCUCACCAGACCCCACGGAGCGAAGAAUUCUUCGAAGCCUGGAUGACCUGUCCCGAUGAGACACGCUACGAGGGCUGUGGUCGGUGGAAAUUGACCCACACCCAUGAACAGGCCGUCGUCAACGAGUACCUUCGCUACGAUUACCCCGAGGAGAUUCAAAUCCUUCCAUGCACUGAGGCAAAUCGCUAUCCCAACUCGGGCGACUGCAAUGGCGAGUUCAUCUCGCACUAUUGGCCAUUCAAGGAUAUGAUUCCAGCCGGUGCGAAGGAAGUUAUGGCUCAGUACUUCUGGCCCCCACUCCAGAAGGCCUACUCUCAUGAUCGGGACAACAUUAUUGUGACCAUGGAGGUCCCGAUUAAGGAAGGGGACGUCGGCGCCAACGCUACCAAGACACCAGACGCUGAAGAGCAGCAUACGAAUUAA